AUGAGCGCUCCGCCCCUAGCGGCACCGAAGCCCAACACCCUUCACUGCCCAACGGCGUACAGCGGGAGCGCGAAUGCUCCCCAGCUCCUGGGGCCAAACCGCUCGGCGCGUGCAGCGUGGUUUGCUGAGCUGCACGCGUGCCGCAAGUCGGAACUGAGCGGCUACGGUGGGGGAGUUUAUGACCACCCACGCCUGCGGUGGUCGCAGCACGCGUUCGCAAUCCCCAUGGUUCAAGGGUACGAGCGCACGCUGUACAAUGAAACCUUGGGUCGGUGGACCGUUGACAAAUACCUGUCGGAUGUAGGGGCACGCUACGGCGGUGUGGAUGCGAUCCUGCUUUGGCCCACCUACACUAACUUGGGGCUCGAUGAUAGAAAUCAGCUGGACCUGUACCGUGCGCUUCCAGGUGGCAUCUCGGCAGUGCGCAAUGUGAGCGACCAACUUCGGCAGCGCGGCGUGCAUGUGCUCUGGUCUUACAACCCGUGGGACACAGGCACGCGGCGAGAGGUAGCAGCAAACGGCAGCACUCCUGACGAUGCCACUGUAUUCGCGUCCGUCCUCAAGGCUGGCGGCGCGGACGGGAUAAAUGGUGAUACCAUGAGCCACGUGCCGAAGGAGUGGUGGAUCGACAGCCUAGCGGUCGGCAGCGAGGACACGUAUCAACCCGAGGGCGGCGGGACGAUCGCGUCGAUGGACUGGGAGACGAUGUCGGUCUGCCACUGCAAGUUCGACAAGGGAGCAGCGCAGGGGCCUACGGCGCAGACGGUCGAUCAUUACAAGUGGCUCGAGCCGCGGCGCAUGACGAGCGUGCGCGACCGGUGGUCGCACUCGCACGUGGACGCGCUGCACUUCUCCUUCUUCAACGGUGUUGGCUUCGAGACAACAGAGUCCAACUGGGGCUCGUGGAAUGGCAUCACGCCGCGCGACGGCGAGGCGAUCCGCCGAAUCUUCACCAUCCUGCGCUUCUUCGCGAAAGCGGGCCUCGUUGGUGCGAGCGGAUGGGAGCCGCACGACCCUGGCGUGCUCGUCGAUGGAGUCUUCGGCAGCCGCUUCCCGCUUCCGGCGCAGAAUGAGACGCUGUACACGAUGGUCAACCGCGCCGGCACCAGCCACAGCUCGAGGCCGCAGCUCGUCCUCCGCGCGGCAGAACGGGCCGCCCCGGCGUACGACUGCUGGCGCGGCGAGAGGCUCGCCGUCUCUCCCACGGACGGCUCAGUCAGCUUUGCGCUCGAGGCCUCAGGCUUCGGCUGCGUGCUCUCGUCGCACAACUCGACCGCUGGCGGCAGGCCACUCGCCGAGUUCCUCGCCACGAUGCGCCGGCUGAGUGCCGCUGGCCCGCUCUCCGCGUUCAGCAGCGAGUGGACCUUUCUCAAGCAGACCAUGGUGCCACACCCGCCCUCGCCGCCGACCGCGUCUGCUCCACCGGGCAUGGUUCCCAUCCCGGCAGCCAACUAUUCAUUCCACGUCGCCGGCGUCGAGGACCAGGGUGGACCGACGGGCCCCGACGUUCAAUACCCCUGGGAGUCUCACCCUCAGCGCAUUCACUCGGCCUUGCUGCAGGUCGCUGCAUUUUUCAUGGACAAGCAUCCCGUGACCGCUGCUGAGUAUGGAGCAUAUCUGAACGCCACCGGGUACGUGCCAUGCGAUCCGCACAACUUUUUGAGUAGCUGGAACGGGUCGAGGCCAGAGCCCCCUCCCGCGUUGGCGCGGACGCCAGUCGUACACGUCUCGCUCCAGGAAGCUCGGCAGUACUGCGCGUGGGCUGGCAAGCGAUUACCGCGUGAAUGGGAGUGGCAGUACGCGGCGCAGGGCCUCGACAACCGCACCUUCCCUUGGGGUAACCACAGCUGCGGCCACUGCACACCCGAGCCGCACGUAGGACAGCGAGCGCCCGUCCCGCCGGCGGUGGGCUCGCGCUCGCCUGAGGGCGACUCGCCGUUCGGCGUCGCCGACCUGGUUUCAACGGUCUGGCAGUACACGAGCGAAUUCAUGGACGCGCACUCGCGCGGCGUCAUACUGCGUGGGGGCUCCCUCUACCAGGCAGGCGUGGCCGGCGUGAAGGGUUCGCAUUGGUACUUCCCAACUGUCAUGGGGCUGUUCCAGCACAACAAGUACAUGCUGAUGAGCGCUUCCUACGAGCGCGCCGCGACCCUUGGCUUCAGAUGCGUCAAGGACUCGGCCUGA
Messenger RNA from Emiliania huxleyi CCMP1516, 2184 nucleotides. RefSeq lists its product as hypothetical. The record is from RefSeq and is a predicted model, not a curated record. The transcript has a single exon. Bases 1 to 2184 code for a protein of 727 amino acids. NCBI's taxonomy places the organism in Eukaryota, Haptophyta, Isochrysidales, Noelaerhabdaceae.